This is a messenger RNA of Amborella trichopoda, 1195 nucleotides long. NCBI's taxonomy places the organism in Eukaryota, Viridiplantae, Streptophyta, Magnoliopsida, Amborellales, Amborellaceae. The record is from RefSeq and is a predicted model, not a curated record.
AUGCUUGAAGAGAGAGAAAGGCAAAGAGAGAGAAUCAGGCGAAUUCUGGAAGCGGUUCAUAGGGAGUUGCAGGUUUUGAAGCCAACGGCUUCUCAAAUCCGCCUGGUUUCCAUAGACCCACCUGCUCUCUUCCCUUCCCUUUAUAAUAUAUGUUCAUGCAUAUAUAUAUGUAUAAGCAGUAGAGAGAGAAAGUCCCAGUGCCCUAGUGAGAGAGAGAAACAAAGAGAACGUCUCUAUAGACGUUACAAACUUUGCAACUACAAAGAUCAGUCUUUUCUCAUCAAGAGAAAGAGAGGCUUCUCUAGGGAGGGGUUAGCAUAACAUUUUAGAGAGAGAAAUAGGUCCUGUCUUUUAGAGAGAGAGAGAGAGGGUUUCCUGGAUCCAUGGAUUUAAGGUACCCAGUUUGCCGUGACCGAUACAACGGAAGAGCAGAGGAGACGGUUCUUGAUGUUUUUGAGUUUGAAGAGAGAGAAAGCUCUCUAGAGAUGGAAGAUACCCAGAUGGUGGGUCACUUGUACAGGAGAAGUAGAAGCCUGCAUUCCAAUGGUGGUUUUUCACAUGAAUCACGAAGCUUUUACGAUGGUGGUGCGCAUUUCCUUCAAGCUUGCCAUCUCUGCAACAAACCUUUGGGAAAUGGGCGUGAUAUCUUCAUGUACAGGGGCGACACUCCAUUUUGUAGCGAAGAGUGCAGAGAAGAGCAGAUGGCGAAGGACGAGGCCAUGGAAAACAGGCGCCGCAGCAGCCCCUCGUCAAACAACAAAAAACAAACCAAAACCACCAGAGACGAUAAUUUCCAUGUCAGGGCCGGCACCGUCGCUGCUGGCUAACCAAAACACCCUCAACGUCAUCCAAAAUAACUAUCAUACCCCUCAAUUGGAAUUUCCGGCAAUUGCACCCCCACCAAGAUGGAGGGGUAUUAUGGGCAUUGGAAAGUUGUUUAGGGGUAUGAUGGUCCUUGUUUGGAAAUAAGGUGGUGUUGUAAUGGUGCACAUAAAGUUGGUGCCUUUUCCCGGUUAUUGUAUAUUGUGAGGAGUGUUUUUCUCUGCAAGGAUUACGCGGCACUGCUAUUGGGAAGGCCAAAAUUGUGUGCGUAUAAUAAUAGUUGUAAUAGUUGGGAGGUUUUAGUUGUCCGAAAUAUUUUGUCUUACGAAGUGAGAUAUAUAUAUAUUUCGUCUUGAUUUAGAGUAAAUGUUUA